Molecule: messenger RNA, 6844 nt
Organism: Ficedula albicollis (Collared flycatcher)
Lineage: Eukaryota; Metazoa; Chordata; Aves; Passeriformes; Muscicapidae
Gene: FBXL3
Product: F-box and leucine-rich repeat protein 3
Exons: 4
Coding region: 202-1389 (395 amino acids)
Biological process (GO): G2/M transition of mitotic cell cycle; SCF-dependent proteasomal ubiquitin-dependent protein catabolic process; entrainment of circadian clock by photoperiod
Cellular component (GO): SCF ubiquitin ligase complex; nucleus; cytosol
Molecular function (GO): protein binding
Source: RefSeq, a predicted model, not a curated record
CUUGUUCCAGCACAGGAAUUGUGUUCUGCAUAGUCCCAUAGACGGGAACUGAAUCAUGGAAAACAGCUCUCAGGAAACAAGUAGAGAUUUUUGCCCAGUACUGUUUUCAUCCUCUGCUUGCCUCCAAGUGUGCUAGGAGUAAAAAUAGGAGUUGAGAAAAGUCGAGACGAAUUUUCUUCAUCAGUCUUUUGUGACUUUUGUAUGUUCAGAAUGAAACGAGGAAGGAAAACUAAUGAGGCCAACAGCAGUUCAUCUGAAGACACAACUGAGAAGGAAUGCAAGAGACACAAGGUUGUAGAAAAGAAAACCGCAGUUGUGCAGAGUCCUGACUGGGCAAACCUGCUCCAAGACAUUAUCCUGCAGGUGUUCCAGUAUUUGCCACUUCUGGAUCGUGCUCAUGCAUCCCAGGUGUGCAGGAGCUGGAACCAGGUGUUUCACAUGCCUGAUCUCUGGAGGUGCUUCGAGUUUGAACUGAAUCAACCAGCCACAUCCAACCUGAGGACUACGCACCCCGAACUCAUCAAGCAGAUAAUAAAGAGGCAUUCCAACCACCUGCAGUAUGUUAGCUUCAAGUCUCACUUUAUUUCUGCACUGACAGUGGUGUUUGUGAACUCUAAAUCUCUCUCUUCACUGAAGAUUGAUGACACACCAGUAGAUGAUCCAUCUCUCAAGGUUCUGGUGGCUAACAACAGCGACACACUCAAACUGUUGAAAAUGAGCAGUUGUCCUCAUGUUUCUCCAGCUGGUAUCCUUUGUGUGGCUGACCAGUGCCACGGCUUGCGUGAGCUGGCGCUGAACUACCACCUGCUGAGCGACGAGCUGCUGCUUGCUCUGUCUUCUGAGAAACACGUCAGGCUAGAACACUUGCGCAUUGACGUUGUCAGUGAAAAUCCCGGACAGACUCAGUUCCACACGAUUCAGAAGAGCAGCUGGGACGCUUUCAUCAAGCAUUCUCCUAAAGUGAAUCUAGUCAUGUACUUUUUCUUGUACGAGGAGGAGUUUGACCCGUUCUUUCGUUACGAGAUCCCCGUCACUCACCUGUACUUCGGGCGCUCGGUCAGCAAGGACGUGCUGGGCCGCGUGGGGCUGACGUGCCCGCGGCUGGUGGAACUGGUGGUGUGUGCCAAUGGAUUGCGGCCGCUGGACGAGGAGCUCAUCUGCAUCGCCGAGCGGUGCAAGUACCUGUCGGCCGUGGGCCUCGGGGAAUGUGAAGUCUCCUGCAGUGCCUUUGUUGAGUUUGUGAAGAUGUGUGGCGGUCGCCUCUCUCAGCUCUCUAUUAUGGAGGAAGUUUUGAUUCCUGAUCAGAAAUACAGCUUAGAGCAGAUUCACUGGGAGGUUUCAAAACAUCUUGGUAGAGUCUGGUUCCCAGACAUGAUGCCCACUUGGUAAAGUCCUUAAAAGACUCCAGGGCGAGUGGAGUAGCACCUUAAACCCAAGCUUACCAUAUUGCAAUUUCCUGUAUAAGCUUAUUUAAUAAUAUAGAUUUUACUGCAAGUUAAUUAAUGGUUUGAUUCAAAAAUCAAUCUUUCUUUCAAAAAUUGUUUUGGAACUUAAGAACCAGAAAUAAAGUUCACAGCUCCAAAACCUGUUUUCAUCCAAACAAAAUUCAGCUUUCUGUUUUAGAUUUAUUCUUUGUCAUUACAAGUGACCUCAAACGUUUUUGGAAAUAAAAAAAAAAAAAUAUUUAAAAUAUUGAAAUGUACUUGCAAAAUACCAGUUUUGAUAUGCUGUUUUUCCUUGAUUUAGGUUAGUAGUAUUGGACAUAAUCAUAUUUGUUCUUAAAAAGCCAAACAAAACCCCACAAAAAUUGCAUGCUUUUGUUGCAGACUGUAGCAUUUCGAAGUCCAGUCACCUCGAUGACAAGAUGGCAAUUAUAAGAAGUGUUUAGUAGCCCUUAAAAUACACACAUUCUGUUAAGUCAUAAAGGCAAGAGCAAUACACUAUAAUAAGUUUAGACAACUAAAGCAGUAAGUUUACCACCUUAUUCAACAGAUUAUUAGAUCCAUCUAAAAUAUAUUUAGAGCGCUAACGACCAGUAGUGUGAGCUACCAAAAGCAGUGUGGGGUUUUUUCCACCCUCUAUGCAUUUUAAUGUAGUUUGCUUAUGGGGUCUCAGAUCUGCGUCUAAACCUGUUUUAAGGUAUUUUAUGUCUAGCUCAGGAAGCGAAAGCAUUCUGGGGAAAAAUGUAGAUACAUUGUAUUUAAAACCACACUGGAGUUAAUGAGCUUUUCUUGCACAUUAACCGGUUUGGCAGCAUACAGUGAGAUGGAAUAAUGUAUGGUUUGUGAAAUGAACCCAGCAAUGUUAUUCUGAUGACGUGGGUGUGAGCAGUGGGAGGUGAGAAAGGUAAAAUUUGAAUGUUGACCAAGAACCUUUUCACAAAACCUUAGACCUUUUGGCUGCUUUCAGUUUGACAGAAAUGACGUUGGAACAGUUGCUUAAGCUGUAUAAACUUAACUGUAUACUGUAAAUCUGUUUCAGAAAUGUUUAUGUAUAAAGUGGAUGUUUGAUAGAUAAUAAUUUUUGUAUACCUUUAAUUCAGCUAGUUCUGUCAUUUCAUAAUAUUUAACAACCCAAAAGGAGUAGACUUGGUGAAGUAGAGCAAUAGGCAAAAAUUUGUUUUGAACAUUUGAUAAAUCAGUUUUAUUAAAGAAAGUUUUUAGUUUGUCAGUGGUGUAGGCAAGGCACUGCCUGUGAUCCGGAUGUGGCUUGUGACUUCAUUUCUUACUGCCAACAGUUAUUUUCUCUUCGGUUACUGAUGGUAACACUGAAGUGUUGGCCGGACAGCUGCAUGUUUGAGAGAUGUGGUCAGCCCUCAGCAAGGCAGAGCUGCCCCCGCAGGCUGGGUUGAGCUUAGCUGGUGGCUGCUUCUCACUUGAGCUGUACAGCCCCUGCUGGUAGUAAGUAGAUUUCCUUCAUCUCUGAUUUCAGUCUUGUUUAUCCAAAUGUAUAAUUUAGUGUAAUACACUUAUGAGUGUAUUUAAGUUCAUAACUAUAUUUUGGGCAAACAAUGCUCAGCGGACUGGACAUCUUUAUAGGGGAGUUGUAUGUUUCUGUAGAGCUUUGAUUUAAAAAUUGCAUUUUAUGAAAUACACGGUUUUUGUAUUAGAAUUUGUUAAAUUAAUGUAAUACUAUAAUUUGCUUUUAUUUGUACAAAAGGUGUCAAUAUAUUUAGUCCGUAAAAGUAAAAGAGCUCUGUGUCUUUUAUAACCUGUCUCUCAGAACUGCCAGUAUGACAGUGGUGGAGUAACACUUGUAGUCUGGCAAAAAGGAUUUAGUUUUCACUACAUUCAUGUGAAAUAAUACCAUUAGUAACAGAGCCAAAACAUCUUUGGACCUUGACUGCAGGUGUCCUCAUACUGGCAAGGUAAGUCACCAACAUGCUGGUUAUGGGAAUAACUGCAAGGCAAGGCACUACCUCGAUAUCAGAUCCCACUCCUGGAAUUCCCACCUUUGAAACCCAGCGUUCUGCUGCUCACAGAGGCCUCUGUCAGACCCUGGUGUGAGGAACAUAGUGGGAGCUGAAGGUGGCAGGGUUGGUUGUAGCAGAACUGCUUCCCUAGCAGAGUAAACUGGGGAAGGCUGUGUUGUUGCACCGACAUCAAAAAGUCCUUUCUGAAUGCAACACCACAUUAUACCAGUUACUGAGAUGUUCAGCACAAGGAAGCUGCUUAAAAACAAUUUUCUCUCUCUUCCAGUGGAGAUCAGCAGAUUUUAUACAUUGAAUCAAUGACUGCACUCUUCAUUCAGAUAAUCCAGCUAUAACACAAACUUGCCAAGCAAGCCUACAGUGCUUUUUGAGCAAAUUCUGUACAUCGUAUGUUGUCUUCUACAUGUUCAAACAAAUGAACAGUAAAUACAUUAAAAACAUGGCACAAGUUGUAAAGAGUACCACAGACUCACAAAGUUCACUAGAAACAUGAACAUAAGUGACAUAGAUGUGUUCAUAGUGUCACUUUUCCCUGAGUUCACCUUCAUUUCUUAUUUUCAGAAUAACAGAACUCAUUGUUGGCUCAGCUGUCCAGUUUUGGUUAGGAGCUGAUGUGUGCGGUAACAAAUCUUACCUCUGCACCCAAGUGUGAAUCAUAAGUUACGAUAUUGAAGGCAGUGGCUCUCCUGCUCCAGAACAUCUGUGGGUGGGUUUGAGAGGGGGAAGGCAGAGAGCAUUGGUACCAGUGCUGUCCAUUGCACGGCCCUUUGGGAAACAGGAGCAGCACACUCCAUUUGACCUUGAUGGACGAUGAGCCAGGAUCUGCUUCCUGGAAUGAAGUGUGGCUUAGAACCCCAAGCAGCCCACAGGCGUGGCAAUGCAGCAGUUUUGCACUUUAGACUACUGUGCCAACUUGGAAAUUGUGGUAGCACAGAAUGCUUGUGUAUUUUUGUCCUCAAGUGCAACAUGUGUACGAGCAGGGAACAGAACCAGGCACAGCCUAAAGUGAUGAACAAGUCCUGUAUUCAAAGUGUGAGUAAAGACUGAGUGACAGUGACACAAUGCCAGGCUUAUCCUUGAGCCUGGCAGUUUGGACAGUCCCCUGGUUCCUACUGUUGGUCAAGUGCUAAUGCCACCUGGCUGUGAGUGCAAUGACAUGAGAUCCUACCUAUUUCUGCUCCCUGUGUGACUUUGGGGAGGAGGCCAUCCUUAAGUGUUUGAGGUGAACAUGUGGUUUUCAGUCAAACAGAUCAUGAGGGGCACAGAAGCUGUUGGCAAUAUUUAACACUUCCUUUUUAAGUUACAAAAGUGUCAUUUUUAUGGAUUUAUUUCUGGGCUUGUCUAAACUUUGCAGAAUUAGUCUAUUCAUCAUCUCUGUGUUUUCUUGGAUCUUACUCUGUAGGCCUAACUCAAGGAUUAUGGACUCUGCCUACAAGAGAGCACUGCACUCAACAACUUCAACUCAUUCCAGUGCAGUGGUUGCAGUUUAACUGCAACGAUGGCCCCUCUUUCAGGACUGCAGUUUGUACUGGUGGAGUUUAUUCCCAUCCAGCUGUGCAUUCAGUCUGAACAAUUAAUUACCACAAAACCCCCCACCCAGUUGACAGACACAAAGAAAGUGCGAGUGCUCUCUCUCCAACCCCUGUGCCUAGAAGGAAUAAAUACUCAGAAGGAACUCAUGUAUGUUUCAUAAAGGUCAGCUCCUACAUUGACAAUUGGUACCUUUAAAUCGAGGAUAGUGUACAAAGUGUGAAGCAGACACAUGUGGGUGCAUGGAGGAAUCCCCACAUCAGUGGCAGUGUGAUCUAUGGGCUUGGUUCUGUGGUCCUGUUUCCCCUUCAGAGCUUGGAAUGCUGGUUUGUGAUGUUGAGGCUUUUUCCUGGGAAGGUAAAUGUGGUUUUAACAACACUGAGGGUUACAAAGUCAUAAAAACGUGCAUUAAUGAAAAUGUGACUUCUGUUGACAGGCUUGCUGCAACCCCCUUGAUUUCCCAAGAGCUUCCUGGAUUGCCUUCCUAGUAGUGCUGUGUGGUGCUUGGUUGCUGGCUGGGGUGAAAGCAUGACAAAAUCCAAAGCUGAGCUCAGUCACAAGGGUCUGUGACUUUGGCUAAAAAGACUCAAGUCUUUCAGUCUGAGGCAAAAGAUGAAGUUUCACUUAACAGUGGAAGAGAGGAGUGCUCAUCCCCUCAUUCCUCUCUCAGUACCUCUCACGCUCAUCCCAUUACAUGAUAAUGCAAUUCAACUAAUUAAUUCUAGUGACUUUCUGAAUACAAGGGUAAUUUUCUGCCAUUCUUGUUAUUUGAAUCCAAGCACUGUGUAUUCUGCUCUCUGGCUGCAGCUGGCUAUUAGCUUGGCUCAAGCCAAAUGAAACUGCAGAGUUGGGUUCCUGUGUUCCUGCUUGGCCCCAAGAAGGCAAUAACCUCUGCAGGAGCACUAUUCAUUCCACAGCUAGUUUUAGAAACAAAAUCAAAGUGAGCAGUGAACACUUGGAAAUAAUUACAUUGCUGCAGCUGUGUUUUUUCUGUGUGCAAGCACCACAGUAGUUUCCAGAAAGCCAGUGUUCCUCUGGCUCUAGUUCCCUUUAAACACAAGGGACCAACUAGUUACCAAAGUGCUCUAGGCUGAGUCUGGAACAGGACUCACAGCACCACUAUGCAAACAUCACUGCCAGCAAGAGGCUGCAGUCACACUUUAGAGGCAGCUGUGUGACAAGCAUGGAUUUUUAACUACAAUGCUGAUGCCCUACAACCUGUCAUUACUUUUUGCUUAUUAGGAUUUCUAUGCUUUCUUAAAAAAAUGAAAAGGAGUAUUUACAAGUUCUAUGAAGCUGACCCAACUGAAGCCUCAAGUAGACUUUAAGACAGACAGGUAGAACACUGCAAUUAUGUAUGAGUUGACAACAAAAUAGGCAGUUUGACUUUUAUCUGUGCCACAGAACACACGUCAAUCUGAAGAAGAGCCAUCUGUAUUGUGUUUACAAUGCAGUAGAAGGAAACAAAGUUGUGAAAAACCAACACCCAUGCCAUCCUCCAGUACAUUCACUGCCCUAGAAUACCAGAGAAAGGUUCAUAGGUCCCGGCUGUACCAACCAAAGAACUAUAGGAACACCAGGACAAGGCACAUGUUGAAGGAACUGGACGCAUCAAGACACUCACACUGAGCGAGUUAGUCCUUGUAACUUGUGUCCCACCUCUGUUGGUGGCCAGGUGCCAUCUGCUGCCACGUGGCCAUGCAUGUGGAGAGCACCUGAGCCCAGAGCAGGCAGCUGCCUCCCCCCUCCCCCUCUGGCACUGCAGAGCUCAGCCAGAGCAGCCACUGCAGUCUCCCUACAGGCAGCAGGGGCCGUGGUUGCACAGAAGCUGGCCAGGUCAGACAUGCUGAAGCAUUCAUGAAUGUGUUAUACAGGUAGUAAGAA